Messenger RNA from Paecilomyces variotii, 1848 nucleotides. RefSeq names its product ZIP zinc transporter-domain-containing protein. Gene Ontology annotation, cellular component: membrane. The coding region runs from base 53 to 1465 and encodes 470 amino acids. The record is from RefSeq and is a predicted model, not a curated record. The transcript is spliced from 4 exons. Gene Ontology annotation, biological process: zinc ion transmembrane transport; intracellular zinc ion homeostasis. NCBI's taxonomy places the organism in Eukaryota, Fungi, Ascomycota, Eurotiomycetes, Eurotiales, Thermoascaceae. Gene Ontology annotation, molecular function: zinc ion transmembrane transporter activity.
UCUGCAGCACUGAAAAUAAUGUCUUAUCGAUUGAGCGGUUCAACUUUUUUGGAUGUUUGCAGAAGGACUUGGCAUGUUUGCAUCGCUAGUUCUACUUAGCCGUGCGCCGAUGUUAGUCCGAUCCGCCUGUAUCAGAUCAGAUACAACGGAAUCGUCCCUGCUCCAACAUCCCCAGUUGACGCGACCGGUGGAUGCAAUGGCUGUCAAGACAUUUUCCACAAUGCGCAAGGCAUUGUUUGGCCUGGUGCUUGGAGUGGUCCUCUUUUCUGUCCUGGCCGCUGCUGGUGUAACCCCCGCCCGUGCUGAUGUUGCUGUCGGAGAGCUCUCCGUGGGACAGAUCGAGGGGCAAUUGCAGGAAUGUUCCUUUGUUCAGGCACUCAAUGAGCACAAGCGUGCAACAAACCCAGAAACCGCAAGUCUGACAUCGCGCAUCUUUGCUGUUCUCUUCCCUGGUAGCCCUGCGGUUAAUUCGAUCCUGGCGACUCUCUAUAUUUCUGGACCACCUAAUUUCCUUCUUGCACUAUGUCCGCCUAAUAUCGACCCCUCAUCCCUCUCCGUUAUGGUAGCAUUCGCAGUCGGUGGACUCUUGGGUGACACUCUUUUCCACCUGCUUCCGGAGAUCUUCCUGGGAGAAGAUUCCCCAGAUCACGUGCGGUUCGUGAUGGUCGAGCCUAACAAGAACCUGCUUCUUGGCUUGGCCAUAAUGGUGGGCUUCUUGACGUUUGUCGCUAUGGACAAGUCACUGCGCAUUGCUACUGGAGGGGACGGUGGUCACGACCAUGGCCACGCCCAUGCGCAUCAAUCCACGGUGGAAGAUAGUGCUGUGACAACUAGCUCGAAGUCCAACAAGGACAACAGUGGCAGCGAGCUGAAGCAGCGGAAGUCCAAGACAGAAGCCGGCGCGCCUAAACACGAAGAGCAUGAGGAGAAAGAGAUCAGCCAGAGCGUCAAGCUUGGUGGCUACCUGAAUCUGAUUGCUGACUUCACCCACAACAUCACUGAUGGCUUGGCACUAUCAUCUUCUUUCUAUGCAUCCCCGACCAUAGGUGCCACAACCACCGUCGCUGUUUUCUUCCAUGAGAUUCCUCAUGAAGUGGGAGAUUUCGCCUUGCUCAUCCAAUCCGGCUUCUCGAAGCGUAAGGCUAUGGGAGCGCAGUUCGUCACCGCUGUAGGGGCGUUCCUCGGAACAUGUAUCGGUAUUGCCGUGCAGGAGUUCGGCGGAGGGAACUCAUCGGACGCGUCUGCGGCGACAUCUGCUACCGGUCUUCUCGGAACCAGUCUGACAUGGGGUGAUAUGCUUCUACCGUUUACUGCCGGAACGUUCCUUUAUGUGGGCACUGUGGCUGUUAUCCCGGAGCUCCUCGAAACCGGCAAGGACAAAGGCGCCGAGCUUCGCAAGACAGCUACUCAAUUUUUGGCCAUGGCGGUCGGCGCUGGAAUCAUGCUAGGAAUUUCUUGGGAUUAAUCUAAGAACAAGUCAUCUAUCUGACAUGCAGCGCUCAAUCGCUCGACCAUGUUACAUCCAACUAAUGCAACCCAUCGAAGGAUAGUCCCUGCAUCAUCCGCAAGAAUAUAACUUCGUGUACUAUAACCCCUGUUUAUAAACAUAGACAAGGUCAUCAAUCUAGAAGUAGCACAAGGCCAAUCGAGAAACAGACGUGGCACGAUGCAAUCUACAAGGGUCAAGUCAGCUUGAUUUAUAAUCACAUCAUGCUUAUCGUAACAUGGCGAUUGGAGUGGCACGGCAUAUGAAAGACAAUAAACCUAAUGUAUAACCAGAUUCUACGAUAUCAUGGCUACCUAUAACGUGACAGUAGGAUAAUGUAACCCGCGGGAAUUAGGACUUGG